AAGAAGAGACGGUUUGAUUGAGAAUCCGACAACAAAUGGAGGACAUCCUGGGUCGGAGGGAGACGACAGCUCGUCCUCCGAGGAGGAUGUCUGCUGCUGCUGCCGCGGAGUCUAUCGCUAACGUUAGCCUGCUGCAAGAUGGCGAGGAACCCGUCGACCUCACAGAGAGCCCGGACAGACCGAGCGCUGCUGCGGCCAGGAUGGAGAGGAUGGAGCGGAUGGAGAGGUGGAACACGGCAGCACAAGCCGGCUACAAGCGGCAUAUGCCCAUGGAGCCUCUCAAGUUGACUAUACCGAGGAAGACCAAGGAGAAGAGAGCUUUGUUUCAGUAUGUCUCCAUUGAGUCCAGGGAGUAUGAAGAGAUGAUGAGCAUCCUGACCUCCAGCUACAUCGACACCGGCUCUGCUGGCUGCUUCACCUACUCCAAACCUCGGCUCGUCCACAGUGAGCUGCUGGAGAAAGAGUUUGUGGAGAAGAGGAAGGAGAUGAAGGCAGACAUGAGAACAGACAAAGAGCUGGAGGAGAGCUACUGUUUCCUGUUGGCUGAUGCGGUUAAACUGCCCUUGCUCUGUGAGAAGGGGCUGCAUGUGGGUCUGAGUUGGGUCACAGUGCUGGGAAACCCCAGUAAAGGAGUACAUCUGUCCAGGUACUCAGACCUGCUUCAGAUCAGUACCAUAACCCCUGGAGUCACGGGGGAGAUCGUCAUCUUCAAAGUGAUGAAGGGGAAAGUGAAGAGCAUCUACGAAAACAUGAAGAACCUUCUGGAUCCAACGCCUCGCUUCGACAGCCACAUCUCCAAGAACGCCAGCAAAGUCACAUCUCUCACCUCCUACCGCGCCUUCGAACUCACACAGCAAUACUUCUACGAAUAUUCAUUUGACGAGCUGCGGCAGCGCCCUCGCCAGGUUUAUCCGUACGCCGUCGUCUCCUUCCAGUUUAAAGGGAAAGACUCUACACUUCCCAGCAAACCUCUGGCCCCCAUCAGGUUGAGCAGUCAGUCAGUAGAGGGGAGUAAAGAGCGUUCCCAGUUCACAGUGUGGACCGGAGAUUUGGUGAAAGGUGACCGGGUUCUUUUCCAGAUCUCCCUUCGCUCCUUCUUUCCUCCCUUCCUGCCCCAAAGACUACCAGAGAAAUUGGAAAUCGGUUGGUUGAUGAGGCUUGACCAGCUGACCAAGCUCCUGCCCUCUGACCUGCUCUCCUACGACCUCUACAACAGCAGCAAAGAAGUUGUGAAGAACGGCCAUUGCUGCAGUCUUCUGGAGGUGACUGAUAGAAGUCGGUCCACGACCAGCGUGACGAGACUGCUGCAGGAACUGGAGAUGAAGAAAGUGGUUCUGGUGACUCCACUUCCAGACAGAGGCUUUCUCUUGCUGAUAUCCAGUGUUCAGAUGGCCACGCCCUCUGAGAGAGGAGAGAGCUGGAAGAGGUGUCUUCAAGCCUUGUUUGUCUUCCCAGAGUCCAGAGAUCUGGCCAAAUCCACAUUAAGGUGUGCCUCCUCGUCCCACAACGCCUCAGAGUCGUUGAUGUCUGGUGGCACGGUGAUGCCGCGGCUCAACCAGUUUAUUCCAGCGUUGCACCAUGCCUUAGUCAAGGCCCGUGCCGACCCCCCUCUCCAACUGUCUGCCGGUGUGGAGCGUCAGGCACGGGAAUACCUCAACGGCCUGAACGACUGCAAGGUUCAGCAGUACCCCAUGGGCGAGUACGAAUCCAAACAGGAUGAGCCAGGAAAACCGUUUCCUGCUCCUAAACACCACUGGGUGAUCAUGGACGGCUAUCUGCGCUCCUACCUGUACAACCCAGCCCUCUACCUGCUGUCAGUGGCCCGGGCCAAGCAGAUGGUGGAGGAGCUGUGUAGCCCCGAGGAGCAACGGGAGGUGAAACUCAGGAAGAGCUGUGGAGGUCAGAGAGAAGCGGCGGGGAAGGAGGCGACCAGCAACUUUAAAGACCGACAGACCAACAGUCAAAAGAUGCAGCAGCUGGUAGACCUGGUUAUGACCUGUAAGAGGAAUGCAGAGAAUGAGGUGAGGAAGGAGGAAGGAGGAGGAGGAGGAGGAGGGGUGAAGGUACCAGGGAGGAAGCGGAAAUUGGAACAGGAGACGGCAGAGAGGACGCUUAAGUUCCUGAAGGCAUCACAGGAACCAGGAAGACACAGCAAAGUUCCCGUUGAGGAAAGCCAAGUCCCUGCCUCUCCUGGCUCUCUUGCGUCUGUGAUUGGCUCUGUGGGUUUGAAGGACGUUGAUCUGAGGGAAGAUGGAUCUGAACUAGCUGCUAAACUUCUAAGUCUGCUAACAGGCCUCAACCAGGCUGCCAGGGGAACGGCCAAUCAGAGCCUCUGUGAAGUGCAAGAGGAGGGGCCAAGGGAAUCCUGUCCAUUUGAUAGGUUGGCCACCAAGCUGGGUCUGCCCACCAACUGUGAUAUUGACCUGAGGAAGCAGGAGGAACUGGAGGAGCAGACAGCGGGCAGCGUCAGUAGUUUGGAGGGAUUCAGUCCCAGCUCCCACAGCGGGGAGAUGAAUCACCACGCAGCAGCAGGUAGAGGAGGAGGAGGGCUCGGGAAGAAAGCAGGAGGAUACGAAGAGGAGGAGGAAGAAGCUGAGAUCCGGUGGGAGAUCCCGUGGAUCCUAAUCCCCAUUACAGGUGUGUGUUCACAGAGGUACACCCAGAGAGACAGAAACAUCCCUCAGGACCCUCGCUUCCAGCACCUCACCAUGGCAACAAGCAUCACCACAACAACCAAACCUCCCAGGAAGAGCCCCACCCCCUCUCCUGAGCGGAACCCUCCACCCUCCCCCCUCCAGUGCCCAUCCCCCGAGCCCAGCCCUCCUCACUCCCCCUCCCAGUGCCCAUCACCCCCCCCUAGCCCUCCACCUUCACCCUCCCAGUGCCCGUCUCCAGAGCCCAGUCCGCCCGCUUCCCCGUCUCAAUGCCCGUCCCCGGAGCCCAGUCCUCCCCAAUCUCCCUCCCAAUGCCCGUCUCCCCCGCCCAGCCUUUCGCCUUCUCCUUCCCAAUGCCCAAACCCUCUGCUUGGCCGCCCCCCCUUCUCCUCCCGGUGCCAGUCUGCGGAGCUUAAUGAGCUCAGCUCGUUAAACAAGGAACACGGUGGUGCUAACGAGGAGCAGUUGGACCCCACAGCCUCCAGGGAGUCUGCAGGAGUGUCAAAGUACAGAGAAGAGAAACCUCAGGGGAAAGAAAAAAAGAAUGAAGAGCCAUCCAUUUCUGCAUCCAUCCAGUCAUCUAUCCAUCCAGCUGCAGAGAGGAGAACGAGCCCCUCACCACCACCCACUGAGCGAGAGAAGGAAGAUGCAAAGGGGGUAACUGGGGAGGUGCAAGUAGAACUUUUAGAGCAGGAAAAAGAAACUCAGCCAGUUGAGAGAGUGCAAAAGCGAGGGGAAGAAGAGGUGAUGGAAAUUAUACAUGUGUUAGCUAGUGAUGAGGAGCAAAAAGGAGAAUCGAAGGAACUGGUAAGUGGCUCUUUGCUUUCAACGUCCAUCUCCUUACCUCCUUGUCGUCUUGACAGCGUUGUGGACAAACAUUUGGGCGACUUCUCCUCUGAGAUGCAGCUCCUCCUGCAGGAGCAGAGCGUUCAUUACAGCUUCCCACAGCCCCCACACUCCACUUCAACACAGAAACCGCCGCACCUCAACACACACUCCCACACACCCCCAUAUCUCAGUUUUCACAGUAUGUGUCUUUCUACAACCCCUGCCCCCCAGUCCAGAACUACGUUAGCUCGCUACAAGACAGGAUUGACAGCAUGCUAACAGAGUUUGAUGACAGCUGGCCGAGCCACAAGCCUGGCACCAACCGGACUGAUAUUGAUGCCGCACUGGCAAACAGAGUUAGUGAUUUGUGUCCAGCAUCCGAGCAGCUAAUGCUAAACCAGGCGAAGAUGAUGACAGCCUCUGUGAUGAACUGACUGCUGCUGACGUCGGUACGUCAGUCAGUCAGAAUCCUGCACCCCACAGAGGAGGUGAAGUGUGGCAGCA
Sebastes umbrosus (honeycomb rockfish) is the source of this 3986-nucleotide messenger RNA. RefSeq names its product transcription activation suppressor a (gene tasora). Lineage: Eukaryota; Metazoa; Chordata; Actinopteri; Perciformes; Sebastidae. Bases 36 to 3761 code for a protein of 1241 amino acids. Gene Ontology annotation, biological process: negative regulation of gene expression, epigenetic; protein localization to heterochromatin. The transcript is spliced from 21 exons. The record is from RefSeq and is a predicted model, not a curated record. Gene Ontology annotation, molecular function: chromatin binding. Gene Ontology annotation, cellular component: nucleoplasm; heterochromatin.